Messenger RNA from Castor canadensis (American beaver), 1914 nucleotides. The record is from RefSeq and is a predicted model, not a curated record. Lineage: Eukaryota; Metazoa; Chordata; Mammalia; Rodentia; Castoridae.
GCCGGGUGUAAAAAUACUCUUUUUGCAAAAACGAACUGAGACUUAGAGCUUGAGCCGUGUUGAGGGAGGCUCAGGGGUGUGAGUGGCCGCCGGCUGCACAGGGCAGUGUCCCUGCUUACCUCCUGGGAAGGCGCUCGUCUCGAGAGGCCUGCUAGAAUUCCAGAAUUGACAGAGGCGGCACCAUGAAGAUGCUCCUGCUGUGUGUGGGGCUGCUUCUGACCUGGGAGAAUGGACGUGUCAUGGGAGAGGAGCUGGUCUCUGACAACGAGCUCCAGGAAAUGUCCCUCCAAGGGAGUAAAUACAUUAAUAAGGAAAUUCAAAAUGCUGUCCAGGAGGUGAAACAGAUAAAGACUCUGAUAGAAAAAACAGAUGAAGAGCGCAAGUUACUGCUCAACACCUUAGAGGAUGCCAAGAGGAAGAAGGAGAUUGCUCUAGAUGAGACCAGGGAUUCUGAAAUGAAGCUAAAGGAACUGCCAGGAGUGUGCAACGAGACCAUGACGGCCCUCUGGGAAGAGUGUAAGCCGUGCCUCAAGCAGACCUGCAUGAAGUUCUACGCACGAGUCUGCAGAAGUGGCUCGAGUCUGAUUGGCCGCCAGCUCGAGGAGUUCCUGAACCAGAGCUCGCCCUUCUACUUCUGGAUGAAUGGUGACCGCAUUGACUCCCUGCUGGAGAAUGACCGGCAGCAGAGCCACAUCUUAGACGCCAUGCAGGACAGCUUUACACGGGUCUCCAGCAUCAUGGACACAGUCUUCCAGGACCGCUUCUUCACCGAGGAGCCACAGGACACCCACUACUUCUCGGCCCUAGGCCUGCCCCACAGGAGGCCUCACCACUUCUACCCCAAGUCCCGCUUCGUCCGCAGCCUCAGGCUUUUCCCCUCAUUUGGGUCCCUGGGCUUCCCUGACAUGUUCCAGCCUGUCCUUGAAAUGAUACAUCAGGCCCAAGAGGCCAUGGAUACCCAGUUUCAUGGCCCGGAUUUCCACUUUCCAAACAUGGACUUCACACGAGACAAUGAUGCCCACACCGUGUGCAAGGAGAUCCGUCACAACUCCACGGGGUGCCUGAAGAUGAUAGACCAGUGUGACAAGUGCCGGGAGAUCUUGUCUGUGGACUGCUCAGCCAGCAACCCUGCUCAGGCUCAGCUGCGGCAGGAGCUGAACGAUUCUCUACAGAUGGCUGAGAAGUUGAGCCAGCGGUACAAUGAGCUGCUCUGGUCCUAUCAGAGGAAGAUGUUCAACACCUCGUCCCUGCUGGAGCAGCUGAACCAGCAGUUUAGCUGGGUGUCCCAGCUGGCCAACCUCACCCAGGGUGAAGACCAAGCCUACCUCCAGGUCUCCACGGUGACAUCCCACACUUCUGACUCAGACACCCCAUCCCGUGUCACGGUGGUUGUUGUGAAGCUCUUUGACUCUGACCCUAUCACGGUGAGGAUGCCAGAAGAAGUCUCCAUGGACGACCCUAAGUUUAUGGACACAGUGGCAGAGAAAGCGCUGCAGGAAUACCGCAGGAAGCAGCAACAGGAGUGAGAUGUGAGCAUUGCUUUCCCACAUGUGGGGGGCCUUGGAGUGUGGUUCCCCAAGGUGAGCCCAGACCCCCAGAGAGAGCUCCGCAUGUCUCCACGUGACUAGGCCCCCAACUUCACAGGCCUCGCCUCCCUCUGGAUUCUGCACCCUAACACUUGCACUGCUGCCUAUGGGAAGAAUUGCUUCUGCGUGCAACUAAUUCAAUAAAGCUGCCUGUCAACGGAGAGUCCCAGGCCUCUUUCCAUACUCUGCUGUUCUUCCUCCCUUAUCCCUUCAUUUUGGUACAGGGAAGAAAAAGAAGUAGAAUAAGAAAAGUACAGGCUAAUGGGGCUACAGCUCAAUUCCACACACUUGCCUAGCAUGAAAGCCUUGGCUUUGAUCUCCACGGCCA